AUGCCUUUGUCUCGUUCUGAAAGUCAACCGGGAGAAGACACGCUGUUCGAUGUUGAUUUCCUAGAUUUACCGCCAACUGGAGCGUCUGAACAGCGUUAUAGAAGUCAGCAGAGCUCCUUAGGUGACUCUAACCACAACUAUGUUUUACCUGAGGAAACAAUUGAUCUUAGCAGGAAUGUAAGCAUUGAAAAUGACCUUGAUGAGGAGUACGGCUCUUUUCCGCACGAAACUUCCACAAAAUGGGCUCAUGAUCGGUUGAACUCUGGCGACGAUGCCGCCAAUGCUGCCAACAUACGGCCGAAAGGUACGGGGACGAUUUCCAAAAUGUUGGAAGCAGUGAGAAACACUCUCAGUCCGUCUAAUGGCAGCAGCGGAUAUCACAGUUUUGAAAUGAGAGACUUCAAUACUCCAAGAGAGGCUGAUAACUACGAGGCUUCAAGAAAUCAAUUCAACAUAAGGGUGCUAUUUAAUCGUUACGUGCUAAGAAGACCGACCGUGUCCGCUGACACCAAUGCUCAUAGGGUGAUUCAUAUGAACGAUAGAGCUGCAAAUUCCUCCUUAGGUUAUGGCGACAAUCACGUAUCUACUACCAAGUACAAUGCGGCAACUUUUUUGCCUAAAUUUUUGUUUCAAGAGUUCUCGAAAUAUGCCAACCUGUUCUUCCUCUUUACGUCAUGCAUACAACAAGUGCCUCAUGUUUCGCCUACAAAUAGAUACACAACGAUUGGUACACUCAUAAUUGUGCUUAUUGUCUCAGCAAUAAAAGAGUGCGUUGAGGACAUCAAGAGAAUUAACUCAGAUAACGAACUCAACAAUGCUAAAACCGAAAUUUAUUCAGAAUUGGAUGGUGGUUUUACGCGAAAGCGGUGGAUCGAUAUCCGAGUUGGAGACAUUGUAAAGGUUAAAUCUGAAGAAGCAAUUCCUGCGGAUAUAAUCUUGCUAUCGUCAUCGGAACCUGAGGGCCUUUGUUACAUUGAAACGGCCAAUUUGGAUGGCGAAACAAAUUUAAAGAUCAAGCAGGCUAAUCAGGAAACGUCGCGCUUCAUAGAUGCAAGAACCUUGCGAAAUAUACAGGGAAAGAUACUUUCGGAAACACCGAACUCCAGCUUGUAUACAUACGAAGGAACGAUGGAAUUGAAUGGUCACAAGAUACCUUUGUCGCCAGAACAAAUGAUACUAAGGGGGGCAACAUUGAGGAACACUUCAUGGAUAUUUGGUAUUGUCGUUUUUACAGGGCAUGAGACGAAAUUAAUGCGCAACGCAACAGCAACUCCUAUCAAAAGAACGGCUGUUGAGAGAAUUAUAAAUCUGCAAAUUGCCGUACUAUUCGGAGUAUUGAUCAUUCUCUCACUCAUUUCCUCCAUCGGUAACGUAAUAAUGAGCACUGCUGGCGCUAAGAAUUUAUGGUAUCUUUACUUAGGCGGGACUAACAAGGUUGGUCUUUUCUUCAAGGAUAUUUUAACGUUUUGGAUUUUGUUUUCCAACCUUGUUCCGAUUUCAUUGUUCGUCACUGUGGAGCUGAUUAAAUACUAUCAGGCGUUUAUGAUCGGCUCAGAUCUUGACCUGUAUUAUGAGGAAACGGAUACUCCCACUGUUGUAAGGACUUCCUCUUUAGUGGAGGAACUGGGACAAAUUGAAUAUGUUUUUACUGAUAAGACAGGUACUUUGACGAGGAACAUCAUGGAAUUUAAAUCUUGCUCGAUUGCCGGUCGCUGCUACAUUGAGAAGAUUCCGGAAGAUAAGGCAGCAACCAUGGAAGAUGGUAUUGAAAUUGGCUACAGAAAGUUUGAUGAUCUGAAACUAAAAUUAAACGACCCAACCGAUGACGAAUCUGCAAUUCUUGAGAAUUUUUUGACUUUGCUCGCCACUUGUCAUACCGUCAUUCCUGAGUUUCAAAGCAACGGUGAGAUCAAAUAUCAGGCUGCUUCACCUGAUGAAGGGGCUUUAGUGCAAGGGGGAGCUGAUCUCGGAUAUAAGUUCAUCAUUCGUAAACCAAGUUCAGUGACAAUACUUCUGGAAGAAAGUGGUGAAGAGCAAGUUUAUGAACUUCUCAACAUUUGUGAGUUCAACUCAACGAGAAAAAGAAUGAGUGCAAUAUUCAGAUGCCCUGAUGGUUCUAUUAAGCUGUUCUGUAAGGGCGCCGACACAGUUAUAAUGGAGAGGCUAGAAAAAGAAUACAAUCCAUACGUCGAUGCGACGGUAAAACACUUGGAAGAAUAUGCAUCUGAUGGUCUCAGAACUUUGUGCCUAGCAAUGAGAGAUGUCGGGGAAGAUGAAUACAGAAAAUGGAAUGAGAUCUAUGCUGCAGCCGCCACGACUUUGGAUAAUCGGGCAGAGAAGCUUGACGAAGCUGCUGAAAUGAUAGAGAAAGAUUUAUUCUUACUCGGUGCGACAGCCAUCGAAGAUAAGCUACAAGAAGGUGUACCGGAAACUGUUCGAACCUUGCAGGAAGCGGGUAUUAAGAUAUGGGUUCUGACUGGUGAUAGACAAGAAACAGCCAUAAAUAUUGGAAUGAGUUGCCGCCUGCUAAGCGAAGAAAUGAACUUACUUAUUAUCAAUGAGGAGAGUAAAGAAGAAACUCGGGCCAAUAUGCUGGAAAAACUGCGGGCAUUUGAAGAGCACCAGAUUUCACAGCAGGAUUUGAACACGCUUGCACUUGUGAUCGAUGGUAAAUCUCUGGGUUAUGCACUUGAGCCUGACCUGCAAGAUUAUCUAUUAAGCAUCGGAAAACUUUGUAAAGCAGUUAUCUGCUGCCGUGUAUCUCCGCUACAGAAAGCUCUUGUGGUGAAAAUGGUGAAAAAGAAGUCCUCUUCUUUGCUGUUAGCUAUUGGAGACGGUGCUAACGACGUAAGUAUGAUUCAGGCUGCUCAUGUUGGGGUAGGCAUCAGCGGCAUGGAAGGAAUGCAGGCUGCACGUUCAGCUGAUGUUGCUAUUGGGCAAUUCAGGUUCUUGAGGAAGCUGCUAUUAGUGCAUGGCUCUUGGUCUUACCAAAGAAUAUCGGUCGCAAUAUUGUACUCAUUUUACAAGAACAUUGCUCUUUACAUGACUCAGUUCUGGUACGUAUUUGCCAAUGCUUUUUCUGGUCAGUCCAUCAUGGAAUCAUGGACUUUAACGUUUUAUAAUGUUUUUUUCACGGUUCUGCCGCCAUUUGUGAUGGGAGUAUUUGAUCAGUUUGUCAGCAGCAGGUUACUCGAACGCUAUCCACAACUUUACAAAUUAGGUCAGAAAGGUCAAUUCUUUUCGGUUACAAUUUUUUGGGGCUGGAUUAUUAAUGGCUUUUAUCACUCAGCUGUUACCUUCAUCGGAUCCACUUUGAUAUACCGUUAUGGUUUUGCACUCAAUAGACAUGGAGAGACAGCUGAUCAUUGGUCAUGGGGAGUUGCGGUUUAUACCACCAGCAUCUUGAUUGUUUUGAGCAAGGCUGCUUUGGUUACAAACCAGUGGACAAAGUUUACUCUUUUUGCCAUUCCAGGUUCAUUCAUUUUUUGGAUCAUAUUUUUCCCAAUCUAUGCUUCUAUCUUUCCUUACGCCAAUAUAUCGAGAGAAUAUUUUGGCGUUGUGUCACAUACCUACGGGUCUGCUACUUUCUGGCUAAUGCUUCUUGUAUUGCCAAUUUUCGCAUUGAUGAGAGACUUUGUAUGGAAGUACUACAAAAGGAUGUACGUUCCUGAGCCGUACCAUGUUGCUCAAGAAAUGCAGAAGUUCAAUAUUAGCGAUUAUAGACCUCACGCCCAGCAGUUCCAAAAAGCUAUCCGUAAGGUUAGACAGGUUCAAAGAAUGAAGAAACAGCGUGGAUUCGCAUUCUCUCAAAGCGAGGAAGGAGGCCAGGAGAAAAUCAUCAGAAUGUAUGAUACGACGCAGAAAAGAGGUGUGUAUGGCGAGCUACAAGACGCUUCAGCAGAUCCAUUCAGCGAUGAAAACUACGUCAAUAUUCCCUCUGAUCCUUUCGCGGAGGACAUUCGUGAGACCCCAGCAGAAGUCUCCGAAGAAAGCGAAUCAUUCAUUUUGUAA
This is a messenger RNA of Torulaspora globosa, 4011 nucleotides long. It is a transcript of the gene DRS2, whose product is annotated as aminophospholipid-translocating P4-type ATPase DRS2. Gene Ontology annotation, biological process: post-Golgi vesicle-mediated transport; intracellular protein transport; phospholipid translocation. Gene Ontology annotation, molecular function: ATPase-coupled intramembrane lipid carrier activity; magnesium ion binding; ATP hydrolysis activity. The record is from RefSeq and is a predicted model, not a curated record. Bases 1 to 4011 code for a protein of 1336 amino acids. Lineage: Eukaryota; Fungi; Ascomycota; Saccharomycetes; Saccharomycetales; Saccharomycetaceae. Gene Ontology annotation, cellular component: plasma membrane. The transcript has a single exon.